GAAUGCAGCAUUGGCUAACCGCCUGCCACGUUAGCGUGACGUAUGAGGAGGAGGUGUCUGGGGUGUGAGGUGUCCAAACUCGGACAAGAAAGCCUCAAUUGUGAUCUUAAACGUCGUCCGACACAGGAGUGACACUCCCACUUGAACUUUUACAAAUCAUGGACCCGAAUGCCAGUGGACUCCUCCAGAGGCUGACAGAGGCCGGCCAGUCUCACCUGCUGCACUUCUGGGACAAGCUGAGCCCAGACGAGCGUGCCUGCUUGAACCAGGAGCUGCAGGGGAUAGACUUCCAGGAGGUCAAUGGCUUCUUCAAGAGGGCCAUGGAGGCAUCCGGCUCCAGUGGCAAGAACGAAAAGAUGGACGCCCGCAUGGAGCCGGUGCCCCGGGAUGUGCUGGGAAGUGUGACGAGGGACAGGGGAAGUCUUAAACGCUGGGAGCAAAAAGGUCUGGAAUGCAUCUCCCAGGGUAAAGUGGCGGUGCUACUGCUGGCCGGCGGUCAGGGAACCAGACUGGGCGUCUCCUACCCCAAAGGCAUGUAUGACGUGGGGCUUCCGUCCAAGAAGACCCUCUUCCAAAUUCAGGCAGAGCGCAUUCUGAAGCUACAGCAGCUGAGUGUGGAGAAGCACAAGAGCAAGUGCACGAUUCCCUGGUACAUCAUGACUAGCGGCAGGACCAUGGAAUCCACCAAGGACUUCUUCUCACGCCGAAACUACUUUGGUUUGGACAAGAACAACGUCAUCUUCUUUCAGCAGGGCAUGCUGCCAGCCAUGGACUACGACGGCAAGAUCAUCCUGGAGAAUAAAUGCAAGCUGUCCAUGGCUCCUGACGGGAACGGGGGUCUGUACAGAGCCUUGGGCAACCAGGGCAUCUUGGACGACAUGCAGCAGAGGGGGAUUCAGUUCAUACAUGUGUACUGUGUGGACAACAUCCUGGUCAAAGUGGCUGACCCAGCAUUUGUCGGUUUCUGUGUGGAGAAGGAUGCUGACUGUGGCGCUAAGGUGGUGGAGAAAAGCAACCCGACGGAGGCCGUCGGCGUGGUGUGUAAGGUAGAUGGGCUUUACCAGGUGGUGGAGUACAGCGAGAUCACCCUGGCGACGGCCGAAAGGCGCAGUGCCGACGGGCGCCUUAUGUUCAACGCGGGCAACGUGGCCAAUCAUUUCUUCAGCUUCUCCUUUCUCAAAGACAUAGUGGAGAAGUACGAACCAAAGCUUCAGCACCACGUGGCCCGCAAGAAGAUCCCAUUUGUUGACCACCAGGGUCAACUCAUCACCCCCGACAAACCAAAUGGAAUUAAAAUGGAAAAAUUUGUCUUUGACAUCUUCCAGUUUGCCAAGACCUUUGUGGUGUACGAGGUGCUGAGGGAAGACGAGUUCUCCCCGCUGAAGAACGCCGACUGCCAAGACGGGAAGGACACGCCCACCACCGCCAGACACUCCCUCAUGUCCCUUCACCACCGCUGGGUGCUGAACGCUGGCGGCCACUUCAUCGACGAGAAUGGCACGCGCGUGCCUGCCAUACCCAGUGUUUCCAGAGCUGGAGCAGCAGGCCCUGUCACAGAUGAUGGCAAAAGAACCCUAAAAGACGGAACAGACCAUCCAAUCAAAUGUGAGAUCUCACCGCUGGUGUCUUACGGGGGAGAGGGCCUGGAAGUGCUGGUGAAGGAUCGAGGCUUCCACCCGACGCUCAUCAUCGACGAGAGCGGCAUCAAGAGCGGCAUCUAGGCAGCGAGGAGGGGAACAAUCCAAAGACACCAACCCUUCUGUUACUCUGGGAUAAGCUGUGAUGUCAUCAAUGUGCAAUAACAGCGUCAGUGUGCAUGCGCACGAAACUGAUGCGCAAAACAAACCAACGAGAUGAAGUGAGCACCCUUUGUAUGUAUAAUGGCGGUCCUUUGGGAGGAGAGCUUGUGGGUCUGGUGCAUCUAUUUAUUUAGCUGAUGAGACUUAUUUUUUUAUAUUUGUAUCCUGUCAUGAGAUAUUUCACAUCUGCUCAAGUUUACUUCAUGAUUUUUAGAGCACAUUGGAACUGGAAUGAUCUGGCUUUUGAAUCAUGUACAGGGCAGGAUGUGGGAGCUAUUCUUCUAAUUGUUAAUGAUGGAACAUGACUCAGCUCAAUGUGAUGCGUAUUAAAGGAGAAGGGGGGG
Molecule: messenger RNA, 2143 nt
Organism: Hippocampus zosterae (dwarf seahorse)
Lineage: Eukaryota; Metazoa; Chordata; Actinopteri; Syngnathiformes; Syngnathidae
Gene: uap1
Product: UDP-N-acetylglucosamine pyrophosphorylase 1
Exons: 11
Coding region: 159-1721 (520 amino acids)
Biological process (GO): UDP-N-acetylglucosamine biosynthetic process
Molecular function (GO): UDP-N-acetylglucosamine diphosphorylase activity
Source: RefSeq, a predicted model, not a curated record